Messenger RNA from Amphiprion ocellaris (clown anemonefish), 3040 nucleotides. It is a transcript of the gene hnrnpd, whose product is annotated as heterogeneous nuclear ribonucleoprotein D. Gene Ontology annotation, molecular function: RNA binding. The coding region runs from base 327 to 1280 and encodes 317 amino acids. The transcript has 7 exons. The record is from RefSeq and is a predicted model, not a curated record. Gene Ontology annotation, cellular component: nucleoplasm. NCBI's taxonomy places the organism in Eukaryota, Metazoa, Chordata, Actinopteri, Pomacentridae. Gene Ontology annotation, biological process: regulation of gene expression.
CGAAGAAGAGGAAGUGACGGCGAUGAAAACGACGAAAUCUGCUUCAAAAUUGUCGUAACUGGAGCUAAUUUUUUUUGCCUUAUUUAAAUCCAUUCUGCCUGAAUACACACUGAAGUUGCAUUUCAGUCACGUAAACUAACUAGCUAGCUUGCUCUAACCGGCGUCAAGCGUUUUUUUUUUUUUUUUUUAAAUACAGAAAUCAUUAGCUAGCCAAUAGCUAACUUCAGCUAGCGUAGCUUCUUUGGGGAUUUCUGACGUAUCUUCAGUUUUGGAGCCGUUUAGCGGUGCGACUUUAGUUUAAAAGUAGUUACUGAAAGAGCCAAAACAUGUCGGAUGAUUAUGAAUUCAGCGAUGACCCGACCAUGAUGAGAAUGGAGGAGGAUGGGGAGGCAAACAGUGACGACCCGAUGUCAGCGGCUGGGGACUGUGGCCUGAUGGGGGGAGAAGCCGAGGGAUCGAGGAUCGACGCCAGUAAAAACGAGGAGGAUGAGGGGAAGAUGUUUGUCGGAGGGCUCAGCUGGGACACGACUAAGAAGGACCUGAAAGAUUACUUUUCAAAGUUUGGAGAGGUUGUAGACUGCACGUUAAAACUGGACCCCAUGACUGGACGUUCAAGGGGCUUCGGAUUUGUGCUCUUCAAAGAACCUGAAAGUGUUGACAAGGUUGCCUCUCAGAAGGAACAUAAACUCAACGGGAAGGUCAUCGAUCCCAAAAAGGCCAAGGCCAUGAAGAGCAAGGAGCCUGUAAAGAAGAUCUUUGUCGGUGGUCUCUCUCCAGACACACCUGAGGAGAAAGUCAGAGAGUACUUUGGUGCCUUCGGAGAGGUGGAGUCCAUUGAGCUUCCCAUGGAGAACAAAACUAACAAACGGAGAGGCUUCUGCUUCAUCACAUUCAAAGAGGAGGAGCCAGUUAAGAAGAUUAUGGAGAAAAAGUACCACAACAUUGGACUGAGCAAGUGUGAAAUAAAGGUGGCAAUGUCCAAGGAGCAGUACCAACAGCAGCAGUACUGGGGAGGCAGAGGAGGAUACUCAUCCAGGUCUAGAGGUCGAGGUGGUGGCCCCAAUCAAAACUGGAACCAGGGUUAUGGCAACUACUGGAAUCAAGGCUAUGGAAAUUAUGGCAACUAUGGUUACAAUAAUCAAGGAUAUGGAGGAUACGGAGGCUAUGAUUACUCUGGUUACAACAACUAUUAUGGAUAUGGUGACUACAGCAAUCAAUCUGGUGGAUACGGCAAGUCGCCACGGCGUGGUGGUCACACCAACAGUUACAAGCCGUAUUAAUGGGGAAAACCCUCAUCUUCAAGUAGGUAUGUAACAGCCAAAAAUACACAUCUUACUUUAAACUUAAAGUAGUUAUAUUGACUUUGGUGUUUGGUAACGUUUUGUAUAAUUUCCUCUUAUAAAUUUCUUUUUCUCAGCACCCUCAAGUGCUUUACAGUAGUGGUAACAUAGAGGCUACGCUCUUGUGGCGAUUAUUUAACAGCCGGCCUUCUGCUGCCUCUUUUGCACCUUCUCUUUUUUUUUAAACUGUAAAGUUAACAGGUAAAGUACUGCUACUACAGUAAAUGGAUGCCAAAGUUAAGGAUGUGCAAGGAAACAGAAAAGGAAGUAUGUUGUCUCCUAACUCUGACAUACCUUGUUUGUACCUGCCAGCGGAGCUUCCUUGCAGGCCAUGAGCUGACUCCCAGAUACUCUCAGGGCCCGCUCAAUGCGGACCGGGUACGAGAAGCAUACGCUCUCGAAUGCUGCCAUUUGGUAUGGUCUUACAACAUCCUGUAUCAGCAUUUCUAAACUAAACAAUAUGGGACACGUCCAGCUUUGUCAUCUUUCUUUCCAUUUUAAUUUCUUUGCAACUGUUUGUAAUGUAAAACUUAAAAUAUACACAUGUAAUUGUCAUUUUUUACAGGCCCUUACUCCCCCACAAGUAAUGAUUAUAAAUAUGAAAAAAUAACUAUUUGCUUUUCAAAGGAUACGUACAGCUUUCUCUGGACUUUCCAGUUCCUAAUGUUAAUAUAUGCAUUCCUAAUCUUAUCUAAAAUGCUUGUUUCUUUAUUUAGCUCUUGUAGCCAGUAGUCCAUGAGCUAAAACCUGGUUUUGGACUCUACUGUGUUGGGGGAUAAAGUGCUUUACUUUGUGUACAUGUAUUGUUCUGUUUUGUGUUACUGACAGCGAUGGAAAAGACUCCUCUUUUGUUAAUUUUCCUGUAACAAAUUUUCCUCUUAUAACCUUUGGUAAAACAAGGAGAAUCAAAGUGUCACUACAUUUCCAGAAAUUUGCAUGUGAUGCUUUUCUUUAAUGUGUAUUUUUGACCAAUCUGAAGGUUUCUUCCAUUUAAUAUUUUCAAUUUAUUGCACUUCAGGUUCUCUAGCUUAACUUUCUAACUUUUUUUAAAACUGUAAAAUGUUAAAAUAAUUGUUCUCAGUUUGUUUUUUCUUAUUGUUUUUAUUACAUUGGACAUUACAAACACAGGGGAUUCCUAUUUUCUUUGUGAUUUGACAGUUUUUCUUUCACCUAUAGCUGAUUUGUUUCUGGUUUGUUUUUUGUAGGUUUCAGAGUGAUGAAAAUCUGCUGUGCGCUGGUGGAGCAUUGGCCAGAGAGAUGGUGGUAUCCAGCAAAGAUCACUUAGCUGAUUGUAAGCGAAUAAAUGGAGAGCACUAUGACCUACAGUUUAUUUCCUCUAUAUUUACCAGAGUAUUUCAGUGUUUUUGCAUUUGUUUUGACCGCUGCAGCAACGUUUCAUUAGCAGUUCCUCAUCCGUUCUUUUUUUGUAUUUAAUGUUCUCAAACUGCUAUUUGUAAAUUGCUUCAUUUAUUCAUAACUGAAAUGUAAUAUUGUUUGGAACAAAUUACACAUAUAUACAGUAGUGUGGUAGCAAAGAUACAAAAUGAGUUGUCACCAUUGAUCCUCUUUAUCAUAGUCAUCAGUCAUAAAAUACAUUGUUAUUACAGAGUUUGAUGGUCAUAAACAUACAGCAUAUAUAUAUAUAUAUACGGUGUAUUCAACAUUAAAAUAAUGAAACAAAUAAAAAGAAUAAACACUCA